CAAAUUUUGCAAAUGGCGGCUAUUUACAAAUGUAGGGAAUAGUUGUAAUAACAAAAAACAGAAAAGUAGACCUUGACUGUAAAAUUUAUAUUCAUUAUUCAUCGCUCGAACUUUCCUUUGACAUUGAUAUGGUAAGCAUUCGUUUUAAGAUGAUGCUUUAAUUGUCUACUGUAGUCGUAGUGGACUAGGCAUUUGAUCUAAAAGCGCCACCAACUAUUUAGAAUUACCCACUCUCUGCCACUCACGACUAACACAGUAACAGUAAUAAGUUAGGGCUAAUGUGAGGAGAUAGCACCUUGACGUCCUUUGUGUGUUUUGUCCCUGGUUCCGAUAGGGUCAAAACCCAAGUUAGGGAUAAGUUUUGGGUUCAGGUUAGGUUUAGGGAUAGAUUUUGAUUUAGGGUUCUGGUUAGGCUAGUUUGAGGGAUGAAUUUAGGACAUCAAAAGAUAAGUCAUAAGUUCGCAGCAAACGCGGUGCUAUCUCUUCACAUUUACUACUUUUUUCCCCACAUGCUACCAUAACCAUCUUAGUUCCCAUGACGGCAGACCUGUCACAACAAGAAAGGUGGCGGCUCUGUCUGUAAAAAGUAAAAAAGGUAGUGCAAAAUUAUUUUUAAAAACAUGCACAUUUAAUGAAAUUUUUUUAAAGACAAAUCUGAAACUGUUUGUACCCUGAAUGCUAAGUCAGGAUCCCUAACUCAAGCUUCAAUUCAGUCCACCCUAACAGAACUUGAGUGCAAAUUCACUUCUUAAUUUAGUCCUCCCUCCCAACUAAUGGCUUAUGAUAAUGCGAACCCUUACCAUGUUUUCAAGUGCUACAAUUACUAUACUUUGUACUGUACUGAGAAAAUCUGAAAUUUGAAUAGAAAGAAUAGAAUUUUUGUUUAAAUCUUCAAAAUAAUGAAAACCCAACUUGCUUUUACUUACAGUUUCAUUGAAUAGGGCCUACACUUUACACACUUUAUUGAGUGUUCCACCAAAGUACAAGCCAAAAGUGGUCAGAAAAAUCAAUACUCAUUCCAAAAUGCUGGGCUCAUUUUGAUUAUUAUAAUUAACCACCCAAUGAAUAUUAAUUUAAAACCUUUCAUUGGCAUAUUAAUAUUAAAAAACCAAAAGUUAACUCUAGAAACAAUACAAGAAAAAAUGAAAGGGAGAGAUUCCUUUACAGAAACUCAAAUGGCACUGAUUGCGUAAAUUGACCUUAAGUCUUAAGGGUAGUAGUAAGUCACUAAACUAAACUAAGAUUCUAAGAUGUGUUAACUUAUUAGUCGUCUUAGCGUAGUCAGUUGAGUGUAGGAGUAGUCACUUGAGUGUAAGUGUAGUCAAUUGAGUGUAAGAGUAGUCAGUCUCCAGUUAAAACACUACUCUACAUGGUUGUCAAUAGUAGUAGGCUGGUUGUGGAACAAGUUUAGUAGUAGUAGGCAGUUUGCUGGGUAGUAUAAAUUUUACACUAAUAACUAAUAGAUAUGAUUGUGAUAUAUUAAAUAAAUUUGGCCUACUAAUUAGGUAAUUUACCACUUCAGCAUCACUUAUUCAAAAAUCUCGUUGUUCCAGUUUGAUUGAAGAGCUAUUUAAACAGUUAUUCUUUUAUUGAUGCCUGUUAAUAGGAAAUACCACUGUAGAGAGAGGGCCACUGGGUUUUCGGUAACAUAGAAAGAGAAAGUGGGGACUAUUUUCUCAUUGAAGUGCCAGGCGGACAAGCCAUCACUUUAAAGGAGUGCAUAUGCUCACUUAUUGUGUCGAACGAAUAUUCGUCUUAUGAAAACAUAAACGAUUUUAAUUGUUACAAGUUUUCUAUCGUAACAAAUGUGUCUUGGAUUAUUUUUUAGAUGUACUGAAAUGAUUGUGUACAAUGGCAUUAAAAAAUUUCCAUUUAUUUUGUUCAGUAAAAGAAUUUUAUCUUAUUAAUAAAAGAAUAACUGUUUCAAAGCGGAACAACACGAUUUUUUUAAUAACCAACGCUGAAGUGGUAGCUUACCUACAUUUAGAUUGUGUUGUAAAAUGCUGUUAUAGUCCAAAAGUAAGGUACUCAUUCAGGCUCAGGUACUAGUGCUGAGUAAAAUAUGCUUUGGCGAAUUUAAUUCUUUCUUUAAAUGUUGAAAUCAAAAUAGGGAAAGGGUAUUUAAUGAAUCAUAAACUUAUAUGCAUAAUUUGUUUUUUUAAUAUUGAGCUUACUUCUUCUUAGUUAUGAACUAUCCAAUAAAUGAUAAUAAUGUCCCUUUAUUUUGGAUGAAUUUAAACAAUAGUGGACUUUUGAGGGUGAGGGGUAUAUUAAUUUAAUUUGCCAAAACAGUAUUUUACCCAAUUACUGAGUAAGGCUUAUGGUAUUUUAGCAUCCUAAAUUCAAUUUAGGCCUAUUUAAAUUUAAUAGGCUAUUGUUAUGUUUUUUAAAUAUCAUUUUAUUUUUAUUAUUUAGGCCUAUGGCUGUGGGUUUUUAUUAUUCCAAUCAAUUCAAAUAAUAAUAAUAAUUAGUGGUCUUUUAUAGCGCUGUAGCCCAGACUAGGGGGCUGGGCUCACCACGCUGUACAUAAAAAUAUUAUCAAAGAGACAUAACAGAACAGCAACCAUUUAACUUAAUGAAUUGUACUAAACCAGAAAUUAAGCUCCAGCCAUCUUUAGUCAUUUACCCUUACUUAAUUUCAAUAUUCAUUUUGGUCUGGAGCUAGAUGAACUAGAGGUACUCUUUUAAAGCUAAAGAAAGCAUAAACAUCCAGUUGACAGCAAGUAGGCUAAUCAAUAACUCAUUUAUUCAUUUCAAAUUCUCUUUAACUAUUAAAAUCAAAUAUUACUUAACUUAAUAAUUAUUAUUAUUCUUAUUGGGUUUUUUUUUUAUAUAGCCCAACACCCCAGCCUAGGAAUAUGCUUGCAUUUUCAAUGUGCUUUUAGUUUAUUCUGCCAUGAAAUGGGAGAUAACAAGUAAAUAAUUAAUUGCACUAAAAUACAAGAAAUUGUAAAGUACCUCUAAUUUACUAGUCUAAAAUACAAAAUUACCUUAUCUGUUUCUCUUUAAGUGUAUAGCAUCUGUAGGCAUUGUUUAAUGUUGCUGUCCUAUUCCAGAACUCUUAAUAUACAAAAAUAUGAUGAGCUAGUAAUUUAAUUUUUGAAUGAACUGAAAUAGCCUGGAUAGGGUAUUGAGCCCCACUAAGUAUACUUGUUUCCCAAGCCAAAAUUUUUUGCCUUUAAAGCUCAAGCCCCAUGGGCAUGAGGUGGUUGGCUUAUGAGCAGGUUAAAGGAAUUUUUUUUAAUUUACUCCAAAUUGAAUUAAAAAAAUUGUUAUUGUAGACACCAAAGUAUCUUUUGAAAGUAUUUUCUAACAACAAAAACCAUCAUCUAAGUCAGGGGUGGCCGGCUCACUGCCGCAUAGGACCCACCACAUCAAAUAGUGUGGCCUGAUUAGUCCUAAAUAAACUUAUUUGUUCUUUAUUCAGUUGAAAAAGUAAUGCAAUCUAAAAAGAUAAGUGAUAAAAAAGCUAAUAUGACAACAUAUUGGUUUAGUUUUAUUUAACAUUUCAUUAUGUGCAUUUAAGAAGAGGUAAAUAUUUCUAUACAGCAUAUAUUGUUUAUUUUAAUAUAAGGUGUAAUGACAUGCCGCUAGCGAACUGUUUACUCAUGCCACUAGCGAACUGUUUACUCAUGCCGCUAGCGAACUGUUUACUCGCUAAUAUUCAAAGUGACCCACAAAGCCUUUUGGGUUGGCCACCCAUGAUCUAAAUGAUAUCAAAAAGUCAUGUUCACUUGAGGCUUAAGACAGUACUAUUAGUUAGCUAAAUGUUUUAAUUGGAACAUAACAUUCAGAGUGCCAUCCUGUACGGUUUAUCUGUACCUUUUUUACAGUUUUUAUUCUUUUGUCACGUUGUACAGCUGUGCAGACUUUUUACGUCUUUUUACUGGAUUUAGAAAAGAAAUAUUUUUGCACAUGAUACACUUUCAAAACUGGCUUGCAAUAAAUUCAACAUUGGACAGCAAAAGCUUAAAUCAUUUUGAUCCGUUCAAAAUGACCACAUUGAGAAUGUAAAUGUAGGCCAUCUGAAUUUAGAAACAACAUGGUUUCAUAGGUAUCAUUUGUUAACAAUAAGAAAGGGUGGUACCGGUACCCUAUCUUAUAUGCAUGCCUAAUGUUCUUGCAGAGGAGAAGUCAGGCACCAAGUCAGAGAGGACAGACGGUUCAAAAGAGAUAUAUUGACAUUGAUGCAGAUCUUGGAAAAAGGAAUGGAGUAUGUUUCAGAAUUUGUAUUUCAAUUACUAAUUUUUAAUUAUUGAUACGAAGGUUAAUUUGUUUAGUCCAUUUGGUAAAUGUUACUUUGAACCAUCCAUUCCAGUAACUGAAAGAUGUGUGUCAGUUGAGCAUGUUUUGUCUAUGUUACUUUGAUAAGGGCCCCUAUUUAAAGUCAGUUGGUUGAGUUUCUCAGCUAUAGAACAUAAUGAAUGAAAUUUUGAAGUUAUUUUAACCUUAAAAUAAAGAACUAUUCUACUGUUAUUAGUAUUAUGAAUGAUUAAAUGUUAAAAUGACAGGGUAUUUUCUAAAGGAACAUGAACGCUUAAGCAUUUAUUUUUACCUAUUAUGUUUGGUCCUAGGUUAAACGCCACAAAACAUGCCCAACAUACAGCCAACAAGAGCAUAUGUCACCCUAUCGUCAAGCCCUGACAGUAAUAAUACCUGACAACAUCUCCUUGUCUCAUGUAAGUACAGAUGUGAAUUAUGUGAUGUUAAUCUUAGUUGAAAGUUUGGAGAAAAAAAUAUUUCCCUAAAUAAAUAUCAGGUAUAGCUUUUGUAAUUAAUUCUACUUCAUUAUUUGACUGAAAGCUGAUAUUACUGCUCUUAUUUACAGGAAGACCUAAUCAAGAAGAUUUUAUCAAAGCCAUUUAAAGUUCCUUUACCUAAUUAUCAAGGUAAAUUGUAAAAUGAAGUUAAUGUAUAAAUAAAUAAUGAUGUUGGUGCCAAUUUCUAAAUUUUGUUUACACACUGAAAAUCUCCAAAAAUAUUUUCAUUUUAAAAAAAAAAAAAAAUGCUUAUUUGACACAGCUCUGAUCUGUCUUUAAAGUUAUUAUACAUGCACACAACUUCAGAUGUUUCACAUAGCUCUGAUCUGUCUGUAAAGUUAUUAUACAUGUUCAGUGCACACAACUUCAGAUGUUUCACAUAGCUCUGAUCUUUCUGUAAAUCAUUAUACAUGUUAAGUCAAUACAACUUCAGCAUACUAACUUAUGUUUUGGUGUUAAUUGCUGGUAAAAAAAAAACUUAAUUUAACAAUAACACAAAUUCAUCUUUUUCCUGACAAUUUUUACCAUCAACGCUAAUAGAUUGCAAGUUAACUAGUGUUCAUUAAUGCCUAUAAGGCAUUCUGAUAAAAUUCUUUAUGAAAAAAUGGUAAAUUUAAGUCAUUUUCUGUCUGACCUGCAGUGGUAAACAUACCCUGAAGGUAAUGAGCAAUAUUUUAAAAUUCCUAUUUAGGUCUUGGUUUCAACAGAGCCCUGGGUGUCCGUCGACAAGGAGCUCGGCAACCACUGCACGAUCCCUUUGAGGAAGGUGCUCUUGUGCUUUAUUCCCCGCCAGAAAUGUCUGCCCAUGAACAGAUGAAGACUGAUAUGUAAGUUAUAUUUAUUUAUUUAUUUAUUUAUUUAUUUAGGCAUUUUUUAUAUAGCGCUUACCUUAAAGCUCUAAGCGCUUUACAAUUAUUAAAAACAUGUAAACUAAGUAACAUAAAAAUGAGACACUAGGAUAGUAACUACUAUACUAUAGAAACAAUUAAAAUGGUUAUAAAACGAGGACACUUUGGCACGUUUUGGCCUAAACUACAGGAACUGGUCCCAUUUAUCUUGUAUUAGAUAUUUCACAUCUAAUUAAAAUUGUCAAUUUUAUUUCAAAUUUUCUUUUUAAAAAUUGACCAUUUUAUUUUGUUGUUUUUUUUUAUUUUAUCUAUUUUAUAUUUGUUUGGCUUGUUUUUUCAGAGAAAAGUUGCCAGUUCAUGUGGUAGUUGAUCCUAUUUUAUGUAAAGUUCUUCGACCACAUCAAAGAGAGGUAAAGCUUUAUUGUAAAGCUUAAGCUAAAAUUAUUCCACGGGUGGGGUGCCUUUACUAUUCCAAUACAACAUCUCACUCAUUGGGCCAAGGGUCUCUGGGAUUCUAAUCUCAGCAACAGGAAAUGUUGACACAAGUUUUGAGCCCACCUGUGAGUUAAACAGCUAACUAUGGACGCUAACUCCAGCUGCAUGCUGGGAAAAGAUUUGCUUGGAAAUCUGGGCAAAAAACUUGGGACAACACAAAACCAUGAGAACACACAAUCAUGGGAAACCACAAAAUGUUGCAAUAUACAAGAAAAAGUGUCAGCCACUGGCAAUGGGAAAAAAAAAAAAACCUCUCUCUCAUUGUUUUUCCCCUAAUAAAUUUGUGACUUAUUGGGGGAAAAAAUUACAUUGUAUAGAGAUAGUGUUUGUUUGAUUUUGAUUUGUCUUUUAUAAAUCGGGUCUUUUAAAUAAAGUGUCUCUACUUGACAGGGAGUAAAGUUUAUGUAUGACUGUGUGACUGGCAACCAGAUUGAAAACAAUUAUGGAUGUAUCAUGGCAGAUGAAAUGGUUUGUAUAGACUGUCAUUUCUAUUUACUGCUUACUGGUUUGUAUAGACUGGUUUCUAUUUACUGCAUGUUGGUUUGGUGUUUUUUCUGUUUACUGCUUGUUGAUUUGUAUAGACUAUUAUUUCUCUUUACUUUUUGUUUUCUUGUUCAAGAAUUCUGUAAGAAAAAGAUUAUUACUAUAUUAUCUUGAUUUAAAAUCAAGAAAACUUGUUUUAAAUUUAUAUAGUCAUGUAAACAUAUGAAUUUAUUGAUCAUUUGCUUUUUUUUAUUUAAGAAUUAAUGUAUACCCAUUAAGUCAUCACAGGAAAUGAAAUAUUACAGAAUGUUUAAUUUUUCCUAAAAGGGUCUUGGAAAAACUCUGCAGUGUGUCACUUUAAUUUGGACACUUUUAGUAAGUAUUGUCAAACUUUUUCCUUUGUGUUGUAAUUUUAACUAGCUUUUUUCUACAGCUUAACAUAAUCUAAGAUAAAAAGUCAUGUAAUAUUUUCACUUUCCUGAAAUUUUAAACCGUUUUUGUUGAUUUAAAAGUAAGUUAUUGUAUUUUAUCAAAAUUAAUUUUCUUGAUUCAGCGUCAGAGUCCAGAUUGCUGCCCUACUGUGACCAAGGUCAUUAUCGUUUGUCCCAGCAGUUUAGUGAAGGUAUGUCAAGGUCGUCAUUGUUUGUUCCAACAGUUUAGUACUGUGUUAGUUAGUUUGCAUGUAUUAAAGUAGACCACCUUCGGUUAAAGUUACAUUCAAAAAAGCUAUCUUUCUACUAAUUUAUAUGUAAAAUGAAUAUACUCUGACCUGGCCACAAAUGUAAAAUGAAUGUAUUCUGACCUGGCCACAGUUGUAAAAUGAAUGUAUUCUGACCUGGCCACAGUUGUAAAAUGAAUGUAUUAUGAUCUGGCCACAGUUGUAAAAUGAAUGUAUUCUUACCUGGCCACAGUUGUUAAAUGAAUGUAUUCUGACCUGGCCACUGUUUUAAAAUGAAUAAACUCUGACCUGGCCACCAUUGUGAAAUGAAUAUACUCUGACAUGGCUGACAAUGUAAAAUUUAAACUCAAGACAUCUAAAUUAUUUCUCUAGCGUAGAAAUCAGCCAUCAAUGACCUCCUUUAGUGAGAAUAAGACUUAAUUGGGGAUUAUUUAGAUUUUGUAAUCACUGUGGUAAAUUCGUACUGACUUUGCAACCAAAUAAUUUCUAUAUCUUUCGGUCCUAACUUUAUUAAAAAGAAAAUUUAUUUUUCUUUAGGUAGUUCCUCAAGUGAAGGAUGUUUAGUUUGUGUGAUGUUACUAGCUUUCUUGAUUAGUCGAUUAUUUAAUCGGUUUUUGAUGACACCAGCAGUUACACUGAAGUUUAAUAGGCUUUGAAUUGCUCCACUGUAUAAUGAGUUAAUAACACUUGUUAGUUUACGCCAAAUUAAAAUUGUACAAUUUUUUUUAAGAUAGAAAAAUCUUUGGUUGAAUUUGGCUCCAUUCAAGCCUUGUUAGCUUAUUAUUAAUUGUGAUUCAUAGGUACGGUAUGUAUGUUCUCUACUUGCUCUAUACUGUGAUUAUUGCUAUAUCUGUAAUUGUGUGAUUUCCCCCCACUCCAGAAAUCUAAGAAUAAUUUAAAACUUUAAUCUACAUUACAGAACUGGCACAAUGAACUUGGAAAGUGGCUGGGAACAAGAAUCCAAGCUCUGGCCAUUGACUCUGGGACCAAAAGUGAAAUUGAUAGAAAUCUUGGUAAAUGUCAGAACAGUAUAAUAUAUAUUAGUGUCACAAUUUUUGUUGUCAUUUUAAAAUGUUAUCUUUUAUUCCCAUUUAUUUGUGCAAGCUUGUGUCUUUGGUCUUUGAGAGUUACCACUUUAUUUCCAGUUCAUUUUAUGCAGCAACAGAAUAGGAGGAUUCAGUUUCCUGUACUGAUCAUAUCUUAUGAAACCUUUCGCCUACAUGCAUCUGUUUUACACAAAGGAGAAGUGGGUUUAGUCAUCUGUGAUGAGGUAACAAACCCUUCCAAUCAGCGUACUGUGUAGCUGUUUAAUGGUGCAACUAAGACAGUCACACAUAAAAGUACUUGUCAAAGCAUUACACAUAUAUUAUGUUCAUUUAAGGCAUUUCAUAUUAUUUUUAAAACAUUUUAUGGUAAAUUUAAGGCAUUUAUUUUGUAAGAGGCCAUCCAUAUAUAACUACAGUGGUGUUAAUAUUGCAUAUGCGUUCAUAUGGCGGGGGGAGGGGGAAUGUCUUGACAGAAAGUAUGUACAGUUAUGCACAAAUUAUGCAAUAAUUAUUCUGACAUUCUUAAAUAUCUCUAAUAAAGCCAGCUGUCACUAAAAGAUCUUCUAAAUCCAUGAUUUCUAAUUAAUUUAAAAAAGGCUAUAAAAAUAUCAUAGUAGUGUUUCUUAAUCGUCGUUAUACUGUUGCUCAAUAGAUAUCUCCAGAAUACUAUGCAGCCUAAUGACUCACUGCAGUACAUCUACCAUGAGAUGUCAUGGUGGGGAAUUAGGGGUGACCCACGACGAUUUUAAACAUGCUUUAUGGCUGUGCUUUCCAAACAUCUUUACCGACGCCCUCACCUGAUCAUCCAAAAUAGGGGAGGGGGGAGGCACGUCACCAUGCUGCUUUAAAGAAGAUUGAAUUUCAAUUUUACUACCAAUUUAAGGCCUUAAGAUAACAUUACAAAUGAUUGAAAUAAAUUUGUUUUAUAUAUCUUUAUUUGUAAAAAUAAGGGGUCGGAGGUUAUAACUUAAAUACUUUUCAUGUGAUGGAGUGACUAUAAUCCCAGAGACUAUAAUGUGCUCCUAUAAUUUUUAAAUUUCCUCUCCGUUUGGGCGUAUGCCACAGUUGGGGGUCUGAAAUAUGAUUUAGGUGGGGGUUUUUUUUCAUACGUAUUAUACGGAUGGCCCUUUAUGAAAACUUGUCACAAAUAUAUUAAAUGUCUGGCCUUUUAUAGUAAAUAAUCAGCCUAUUUAUGUAUUCAUUAUCGUAGGGUCACAGACUGAAGAACUCUGAGAAUCAGACUUAUCAGGCAUUAACUUCACUCAAUGCAAAGAGGAGAAUUCUUUUGUCUGGUACACCUAUUCAAAAUGAUUUACUAGAAUACUUCAGUCUGCUCCAUUUUGUCAACAGAGGAAUUUUAGGUAGGUGCUGGUUGGCUACUUCAGUCUGCUCCAUUUUGUCAACAAAGGAAUUUUAGGUAGGUGUUGAGUUAACUCCCUUUGUUAGAAACUAUGGUAUUCUAACUUGUGUUUAAAACAUAUUAUCUUCUCUUGGCAUUGAUCACUACCGUAACAGAAAUAAUCUAGUUCAUCAAAUGAGGUAGGAUCAUUAGAUAUAUUUGUGUAUCAUAUCUCUCUGCAACUUUAGGAACUGCUCAGGAAUUCAAAAGAAAAUUUGAAACCCCAAUUUUGAGAGGAAGAGAUGCUGAUGCUACAGAUGAUGAUCACAAGAAGGGAGAGGAGAAACUACAAGAGGUAAUCAAACAGCCAUGUGUGUUCAUUCUUAUUUUAACCCUAGCACUGUCAAGUGCCUUUUUCUGUGUGGUAUAUUAAAAUGUAUACUUGUAAAGGUCUCUGAAUUAAUUUAGAUUGGGAUUUUGUCAUUUUUGACAAGCAUGUGAAAAUGUUUGAAACGGCUUGACACUACAGAAAAAUACACUUUAAAGUUACAGGGUUAAAUCAUUUGCUUGCAUUUUUAACGAUGAUUUUGCUAGCAGCCAAUUACAUUGGCCAUGACACCGCAGAAAGGGGUAUAAUGACAGACCUAGGGCUGUUAUGACAGUUAUAGCAUUAAAUUGAAUGGGAAACUAUCAAACUUAAUAUUGCUCGACACACAGGAGGCACACACACAUUUCUUAACACACUUUCCUUAUCCUUUUCCUGUUUUGUUUCAGCUGUUGUCCAUAGUAAACAAGUGUAUCAUACGAAGAACUCAGGCUCUCCUCACUAAAUAUUUACCUGUCAAAAGUAAGUUCUUCCAUUUAGAACACCUGUCAAAAGUAAGUUCAUCGAUUUAGAACCCGGUGGUAACAAACAAAAAUUCAAUUCAUUAAGAGUUUUUCUCACAAUUGCUUCCACAUUUGUUGGAGUUGAUAGUAUAACACAUUUAAUUUCCCACCCCCAUCCCUUUUAUGUUGCAGCUGAACAUGUCAUCUGCUGUAAGCUUAGUCCGCUACAAGAAACACUGUACACGAAGUUUGUCUCAUCAAAAGUGGCACAGAAUUUAGUCUCUGGUAAAGCUUCAGUAAGCAGCCUAUCAGCCAUCACACAAUUGAAGAAAUUAUGUAAUCGUAAGUAUGGGGCUGUAGCAUUGGUCUUUCUUUGAUUAUUUCCUCUUUAAGUCUCUUUUGAUUUCUUUCAUUAUAAAUCAAGUUUUAAAAUUGUAUAAACAUUAUUUCAUGGCUUUUAACACUAAUGUGGAAGUAAACUUACCGUGUAGUUCUUUUUUUAAAUUUAAAACUUAUUAUUGAUAUUGGUUUAAUAUUUCAGUCCUUAAGACAUAAAUUAAAGGUGCAUAGGGUUUUCAAAUCUUUUCUUGCAACUUUCUCUUUGAUUUUCUGUAACACGUGAUUCAAAAUGUAAAGUCUUUUUAUUUAAAAGAUUAUUUUAACCAUGCAAAAGUGAUGCUGACAAGAAGGGGAUACAAGAUUUGAUUUUUAAAUAGUUCUUGUGUAGUACAAGAUGUGACAAUAUUUCCUUGGUAUCAUGAGAUCUGACAAUAGAUCCUGUCUAGUACAAGAUGUGACAAUAGUUCCUUGGUAUUAUGAGAUCUGACAAUAGAUCCUGUCUAGUACAAGAUGUGACAAUAGUUCCUUGGUAUUAUGAGAUCUGACAACAGAUCAUGUGUAGUACAAGAUGUGACAAUAGUUCCUUGGUAUCAUGAGAUCUGACAAUAGAUCCUGUCUAUUACAAGAUGUGACAAUAGUUCCUUGGUAUUAUGAGAUCUGACAAUAGAUUCUGUCUAGUACAAGAUGUGACAAUAGUUCCUUGGUAUUAAGGGAUCUAAGACAAUAGAUCAUGUGUAGUACAAGAUGUGACAAGUGUCCCUUGGUAUUAUGAGAUCUGACAAUAGAUCCUGUGUUAGUACAAGAUGUGAGAAUAGUCCCUUGGUAUUAUGAGAUCUAACAAUAGUUCCUGUGUAGUAAAAGAUGUGUCAAUAGUUCCUGUCUCAUUAGUGAUGUUGAGAAGAAGAAAGGUGCUCAAAUAGUUCCUGUCUCAUUAGUGAUGUUGAGAAGAAGAAAGGUGCUCAAAUAGUUCCUAUCUCCACAGAUCCAGAUUUAAUACAUGACAAGUGUGUAGAAGGAAUUGAUGGGUUUGAGAACACAAUUGGACACUUCCCUGCAGACUACACAACCAAGACGGUCAAACCAGAACUAUCAGGUAACACCAGGACUUCACUCAUUUAAAUUAAUUUCUUUAAACUUCGAGCUAUGCUGUUUUGUGGGUUUUUUUCUAGUAAAAAAAUAACACAAGAAUAGCAACAUAAUUAAAAUAAAAUGUUAGCACAAGUGCUAUCAACUGUAAAUGUCAGUAGAAAAUUCAUCAGCUGUACAUGUGUAAACUGUACUUCUGUCAAUAGUAUAUACAUUAGCUGUACAUAAGUCAGCUGUAUAUUUGUAAAGAAUCUUUUGACACUAGAAUAAAAAAAAUUAAUUUAUACUUUCUUUCUUAUAACGAUUAAUUCCCGUAGAUACUAGUUCUAAACACCAUUCGUUUAUAAGGCGCCCCCCCCCCCCCCCCCUUUCCUUUUUUUCUGAACCCCCUCCCCCCCCUUUUUUUUUUUUAACAGGAAAAGCCUCAUAAGCAAACCCCAUUAAAUUAUAUGCCUGAGUAUUCAAUACAUUCCCAAUUACCAAAGAAUAUCUAGGAAUAGAUAUAAAGGCCAGCCUUACAAAAGUUUUAAUAGACUUUGACUAACUACCUUGGAUGAAUAGUGGCGCCAUCUACCUCCAGUAUUUAUAUAUAUAUAUCUAAAGCUUCUGAUAACGUCUAUGAAUCUUGUUGAAUGUACAGUAGACUAGGUAGGACUUUGGCAAUCAAAAACUAUUGCAUAAUUCAAUGUACCUGGGGAAAAUUAUAAAAAUCUCACAAGCCUCCCAACCCACUUAUUCACCUAAAUUUAUUUUUAAAUCCUCUUUAGAAUGAUUAUAUUAAGUCAAUAAUUUUUGUUUAAAUACUGGAAAUGUUAUUUGAAUUUCUCUAUUUCCAGGCAAAGUUGUGGUUCUGGACACAUUGUUAGCCCUCAUCAAAAUGACCACAGAUGAUAAAGUCGUCCUGGUUUCUAACUACACACAAACAUUAGAUCUCUUUGAGAAAUUAUGUAGGCAAAGGAAGUAGGUCAUCAUUUAUUGGAGAGUAAUAAAUUUUAAAAUUAGCAUUCCAAUAAAACUAAUUAUCUGAGGUCUGGGCAGUUUUAGGGCAAAAGUAAAUAUUAAUUACCUACUAUAAGGAACUUUUUUGUAAUUUUAUUUUUAUAUGUUUAAUUUUCUUAUGUUCUUCUCAAUAUUCCCAUGCAAAAGCUAAUAUCAGAAUUUGGUUCUCAUCAGUUAUCAGCAUGUCAGAUUGGAUGGAACAAUGACUAUUAAAAAGAGAGCAAAAAUUGUGGAGAGAUUCAAUGAUCCAUCGGUAGGGCUUUUAUAUUUCUUUUUCUUCUUUUCCUUUCACUAUUUGAAGUCACAUGUUAAUUUUUGUUGUUGUUGAAUGCACUGCUGGCAUCCUUAAGUCAGGACAUUUUAGAAUGCUCUUUCUUAAAUUUUAUCUUCUGAACAAGAUUUUACAUUUGUAUACCUACCAGUAUAUUAAAUUACUGCUUUUAAACAGAUAACCUAUUAAUACCUCACAUUUGUCGCUUAUCCCAAUGUAUUAUUUACUUGAGACCUGGUGAAGGCAGGUUAGUGUACACUAUGACUUAACUAGUCAUGCUCAUUGUACACAAUGACUUUUUUACAAUUGAAGUUAUGUUCAUUAUACACAAUGAAUUUUUAACGAUGAAGUCAUGCUUAUUGACAAUAAUGACUUUUUAAGUAUUGAUGUCAUGCUCAUUGUACUCAAUGACUUUUUAACGAUUGAAAUCAUAAUCAUUGUACACAAUGACUUUGUAACUAUUGAAGUCAACAUACACAAUGACUUUUUAACGGUGAAGCCAUGCUGAUUGUACGCAAUGACUUUUUAACUAUUGAAGCCAUGCUCAUUGUACGUUAACUAAUUACUUUAACUGGUGGAGUUUGGUUUCAUAUUUUAGAGUCCUGAGUUUAUCUUCAUGCUGAGCAGCAAGGCAGGAGGAUGUGGUUUAAAUCUAAUUGGUGCCAACAGAUUAGUUAUGUUUGACCCUGACUGGAAUCCAGCCAAUGAUGAGCAGGCUAUGGCCAGGUGCUGGAGAGAUGGACAAAAGAAACAAUGUUAUAUCUACAGACUUAUUGCGGUAAGGAUCUCAGCAUGAAAGGACAAAGUCCAUUUGAAAUUGGCCACAAUAAUCCUCCAGUUAACAUGAAACUUGAUUCAGCUUACAUAUUCAGCUACCAAAUUUUGAUUGGCACCUAACAAAAUAUAUUAUUGGUGCAAUGUUUAGCAAAGGUCUAAACUAAGCCUAGUGGAAUUCAUUGUGAUGCUGGGUUGUAGAAAAUAGAUUUAGUUUGUCCUCCAUACUAAGUAUGUGUGUGUUUGAGGAGAGUGGGGGGAGCAAAGGAGGGAGGAAGGGAUGGAGAGGGGAGCGGAGGAAGAGACGGAGAGGUGAGCGGAGGAAGAGAUGGAGAGGGGAGCAAAGGAAGAGAGGGGAGCGGAGGAAGGGAUGGAGAGAGGAGCGGAGGAAGGGACUGAGAGGGGAGCGGAGGAAGGGACGGAGAGGGGGACUUUCAGUAUUUAUGUAAAUCAGAACUUCUCCAUUUUCCAAAUACUCAAAAUCACUGGUCAUUUUGUACCUACAUACCUCCAGUGUCUUGUACCUACACACCUACAAUGUCUUUUAUGUAAACACCUCCAAUUUCUUGUACCUACACACCUCCAAUGUCUUGUAUAACACACCUCCAAUGUCUUGUACAACACACUUCCAAUGUCUUGUAACUACACAUCAAUUUGUUUUCUUUGGAAUGGGUGUAACAUUGAGGUAAGGUUAUGAACACCUCAGUCAAAACAAACACCUUUGUUAAAACAAACACCUCAGUUAAAACAAACACCUCGGUUAAAACAAACACCUCAGUCAAAACAAACACCUCAGUCAAAACAAACACCUCAGUCAAAACAAACACCUCAGUCAAAACAAACACCUCAGUUAAAACAAACACCUCAGUCAAAACAAACACCUGUGUUAAAACAAACACCUCAGUCAAAACAAACACCUCAGUUAAAACAAACACCUCAGUUAAAACAAACACCUCAGUUAAAACAAACACCUCAGUUAAAACAAACACCUCAGUUAAAACAAACACCUCAGUUAAAACAAACACCUCAGUUAAAACAAACACCUCAGUUAAAACAAACACCUCAGUUAAAACAAACACCUCAGUUAAAACAAACACCUCAGUUAAAACAAACACCUCAGUUAAAACAAACACCUCAGUUAAAACAAACACCUCAGUUAAAACAAACACCUCAGUUAAAACAAACACCUCAGUUAAAACAAACACCUCAGUUAAAACAAACACCUCAGUUAAAACAAACACCUCAGUUAAAACAAACACCUCAGUUAAAACAAACACCUCAGUUAAAACAAACACCUCAGUUAAAACAAACACCUCAGUUAAAACAAACACCUCAGUUAAAACAAACACCUCAGUUAAAACAAACACCUCAGUUAAAACAAACACCUCAGUUAAAACAAACACCUCAGUUAAAACAAACACCUCAGUUAAAACAAACACCUCAGUUAAAACAAACACCUCAGUUAAAACAAACACCUCAGUUAAAACAAACACCUCAGUUAAAACAAACACCUCAGUUAAAACAAACACCUCAGUUAAAACAAACACCUCAGUUAAAACAAACACCUCAGUUAAAACAAACACCUCAGUUAAAACAAACACCUUUGUUAAAACAAACACCUCAGUUAAAACAAACACCUCAGUUAAAACAAACACCUCAGUUAAAACAAACACCUUUGUUAAAACAAACACCUCAGUCAAAACAAACACCUCAGUUAAAACAAGCACCUCAGUUAAAACAAACACCUCAGUUAAAACAAACACCUCAGUUAAAACAAACACCUCAGUUAAAACAAACACCUCAGUCAAAACAAACACCUCAGUUAAAACAAACACCUUUGUUAAAAAAACACCUCAGUUAAAACAAACACCUCAGUUAAAACAAACACCUCAGUUAAAACAAACACCUAUGUUAAAACAAACACCUCAGUUAAAACAAACACCUCAGUCAAAACAAACACCUCAGUCAAAACAAACACCUCAGUCAAAACAAACACCUCAGUUAAAACAAACACCUCAGUUAAAACAAACACCUCAGUUAAAACAAACACCUCAGUCAAAACAAACACCUCAGUCAAAACAAACACCUCAGUUAAAACAAACACCUUUGUUAAAACAAACACCUCAGUUAAAACAAACACCUCAGUUAAAACAAACACCUCAGUUAAAACAAACACCUUUGUUAAAACAAACACCUCAGUCAAAACAAACACCUCAGUUAAAACAAACACCUCAGUUAAAACAAACACCUCAGUUAAAACAAACACCUCAGUUAAAACAAACACCUUUGUUAAAACAAACACCUUAGUCAAAACAAACACCUCAGUCAAAACAAACACCUCAGUUAAAACAAACACCUCAGUUAAAACAAACACCUCAGUCAAAACAAACACCUCAGUCAAAACAAACACCUCAGUCAAAACAAACACCUCAGUUAAAACAAACACCUCAGUUAAAACAAACACCUCAGUUAAAACAAACACCUUUGUUAAAACAAACACCUUAGUCAAAACAAACACCUUUGUUAAAAUAAACACCUCAGUUAAAACAAACACCUCAGUCAAAACAAACACCUCUGUUAAAACAAACACCUCAGUUAAAACAAACACCUCGGUCAAAACAAACACCUUUGUUAAAACAAACACCUCAGUCAAAACAAACACCUUUGUUAAAAUAAACACCUCAGUUAAAACAAACACCUCAGUUAAAACAAACUCCUCAGUCAAAACAAACACCUCAGUCAAAACAAACACCUUUGUUAAAACAAACACCUCAGUUUAAAGAAAGACUUGAACAUUUGCUGAUGAUCACCCAACAAAUAAAGCACACCCUAUGGGAAUCUUACAAAGUUCUCUAAAAGUCUUGGGGAUUCUUCUAGUUAAAAAAUUGUCUAAGGUACAGAGAAACCUGGAAAUAACGAACCUAGAAAUGGUUCUGACCUGACAUACAUGUCAACUCACCCCUCCAGACAUGGAAUGAUUUCUUAACACUGGCUGAACCUUUAAAUGGCACCAUUUCUACCCCCCCCUCCCCAUAGAACCACUUUAGCUUUGUGCCCAAGGGUUAAAGUUAUCUCCAGGUUUCACAAAAGGUCCCCAAACCUUUUAAUUAACAAGGGCCGCAUUAAACAGUGAAAGUUUGAAUACUGUUACAUGUGGGGUGUGAAAACAUGAGCUGAUACAAAAUAUGCUUCCUAACCUUUCGCUGAAGUCUACAGGGUUGUGCUGUCGUGGUUGUCACUUAUUUUCAUUCCAUUAUAGACGGGGACCAUAGAAGAAAAAAUCUUUCAACGUCAGGCCCACAAGAAGGCAUUAAGUAGCUGCGUCGUAGACAAUGAACAGGAUGUGGAGAGGCAUUUUAGUCUCGGAGAACUCAGAGAGCUGUUUACACUCAAUCUGGACACCCUUAGUGAUACACAUGAUAAGUGAGUCCUACACAUGAUUCUUAUGGUACAUCAGUUUAACACAUGAUGUGUCAGUUUAACACAUAAGUCAGUCUUACACAUCAUAAGUGUCAAAUUCACGAUGAGUGUCAAAUACAUGAUGCCUCAGUUAGUUGAGCCCACCUGUUAGUUCAAACUGUUACAUCUGUUGAGAUUAUUAUAUAAUAAGUACUUCUUAUCCCAACCUUAAAAUACAUUACCAGUCAAAGUUGUAUUUAUUUUAUUUGCCUUUGUUAUUAUAAGUAUGUGAUGAAAUCAGUUACUGCCACUCUUAUUAUUAAGCACGGCUUGGUUUUGUUUCUGACCAGGUUCAAGUGCAGGCGAUGUGUCAAUAACAUCCAGGUAAAGCCACCAGCGGAAGGGAGUGACUGUACCUGUGAUCUGUCUCAGUGGAACCACUGUGCCGACAAAAAAGGAUUGAACGAUGUACUUUUGAAAGGAGCUUGGGAAUCUGCCAUAACAUUUACCUUCCAUCACAAAUCUCACGAAGAACAGAGAAAAACUGUUUAAUUGCAUUUCUGUGAUGUUAGUUUGUAAUAUACCAAUUUGCAAAUUAACUUUUGAAUUUUUUGGUGGAGUAGUCUUAUUGCUGACAAUUGGGGUGGGGGGUGGUGAUACUUAAACAAAGAAAUUUGUUACAGAUUUAAGAUACUACAUUGUUGUCUUCCUUUGACUUUGUUUUAUGAACUGUGUUUGGAAGACAGGAGGCAAAUGUCAUUUUUUAUGUACCGGUACUUACUGAUGGAUGUUAAGUUAUAAAAUUAUUUUUAUGGAUGUAAAGUUUUUGUUUUUAUAUAGAGCAACUGCAAUAU
This is a messenger RNA of Lymnaea stagnalis (great pond snail), 18200 nucleotides long. The record is from the annotation of a GenBank genome assembly. Lineage: Eukaryota; Metazoa; Mollusca; Gastropoda; Lymnaeidae.